Molecule: messenger RNA, 855 nt
Organism: Necator americanus (New World hookworm)
Lineage: Eukaryota; Metazoa; Nematoda; Chromadorea; Rhabditida; Ancylostomatidae
Exons: 1
Coding region: 1-855 (284 amino acids)
Source: RefSeq, a predicted model, not a curated record
AUGUACAAGGUACUGGAGUGCAUUAUCCUGGACCGACUCAUCAAACAUCGCGAAGAAACAACGCGCGAGGAGCAAGCUGGCUUUCGUCCUGGCCGAUCUACGAUUGACCAGGUGUUCAUCGUCUGGAGUGUGAUCGAAAUCUGGCAGCGGUAUUCGAAGCCAAUGCAACUAGCGUUUCUGGACUUCGAAGCCGCGUUCGACUCUCCUCACCGAGGCCGUCUUCUCAACGCGCUGAGCGCCGAUGGAGUACCAGGAAAGUUCGUUCGCUUGCUUGAUGACAUGAAUCAACGAACAACUACUGUAGUUCGAACACCAGCCGGAUGUACAACACCGUUUGAAGUGGUAACUGGAGUAAGACAAGGGGCAGUGGCAGGACCUUUCCUGUUCAAUUUCGCAUUCGACGAUAUUAUGCGAAGAACAGUCGGCCAGUAUCUUGCCGACAUUGUCUUAGCACCAUCUGGGUGCCCCUUUACUGACCUCGAGUACGCCGACGAUGUUGUUAUAUUCGCGGAAAGCAGUACAAAACUUCAACAUGUUGUCAACCUUCUAUCGAAGCUAACUGCAGCCUAUGGACUACGCCUACGCCCUGAUAAAUGCGAACAGAUGUGGAUCUCUUCGAGAUCUCAAACGGGAAUCAGGGUGGACGGACAACCGAUAGAACUCGUCGAUGAGUUCUGUUACCUAGGCUGUACGCUGAAGAACAAUGGCAACUACGAGAAAGAUAUUCAGCAAAGUUGCGCUAAGACCACUUCUGCAUUUAACUCCUUAACGAAAUAUCUGUGGUCGACCCCCAUCAACAACGAAGUCAAGCUGCGAGUCUACCCGUCCGCGAUUCACUUCAUCAUGAUGCACUGA